AUGAGAGGAAGAUCUAUCCAUAAUUAGUAACCUUUUUAAAUGAGAUCACCACAAAGAGCAAUAUCUCCAGUGAUACAAAUUGUUCCUUAAACCCCUUAAAUUAUGAAUUUUGAUAUUGUUAUAAAUCUGAAAUUGGAAAAAGUAUUGAUGAGUUUUGAAAUACAAAGAUUAAAUUCUGUAUUAUUAGAUGUAGAAAAAAAAAGAAUUGCAUUGAAAAAUUAGAAGUAAAUUAAAAUAUAAGAUUUAAGUUAAAAACUCUUAGAGAGAGAACAAAUAAUGCUUCUCGAAAUAUCAAAUUAAAAAUAACUAAUAAAUGAUUUACAAUAAAAAGAAAAAAACAAUAGAGAUAAAUUAUAUUAGAUAUAAAGAUCUGUUACAAUUUAAGAAAAUCAAUAAAGAGUAUAUUUUGCAUUAAUUUUCAGGAUCAUUUAAUGAACGAUUAAUUAAAGAAGUUAUAAGGAGAAAAUGUGUUAUUAGAAUAAAAAAUAUCAUACUUAUUGGGAGUAAAUCAAUUAUAAAGUAAAAAUAAUAAUCUAAUAUUAUAAAAUUCUGGAAGUUCCAAUAGUGUAAAGGAUAAUUUUUUACCAUAAAACUUAUAAAUUGCGUUUGAGAAUUUACAAAACAAUAUAAUUUAACUUAAGAAAGGUAAUUUACUAUAAAAUAAAUAUGCUAAUGCAUUAACAAUGUUUUCUGAAUUAAUAAAUUCUCAUAAUAAAUUACUAAAAUAAUAGGAAAAUAAUAAUGAUAAAAAUGAAGUUGAAUAACAAUAAAUCUAGAUAUAUUUAACUUCAAUAAAUUAAGAUAUAGAAGCCUUGAAAUAAUAUGAAACUCCUAAAGCUGUUAGAAGAAUGCUAAAUAAUUAAAGUCCUACAAAAUUUAAAUCUUUAUCUCCAUCAAUGAGUACUGGAGAAGUGUUUUCAAAAAUUAUUAGUCAUCUAGAACAUCUUUAGUUAGAUGGUAACAAUAUCCCAACAAUUAUAAAAUAAAUUUCUUUAUUAAAUUCACUCGUAAGAUUAAAGAAUUAAGAUUUAAAACUUAUAGGAUCAAAUAAUAAAUUAAGAUCUUCGCCUAUUCAUUAUUCUGCUGAAAGAUUAAAUACUAGUGUAAGAGUAUUGACACCAGUCAAAUAUGUCAGUCCAAUAAGAAUUUCUCCUAUUAGAAGUCAUACAUUUCAUUCCAAUGUUGGAAUUCCUUAAAAAAUUCAAAUUAUUCAUUCUAAUAAACCUGAUAAAGCAUUUAUUGAUUUUAAUUCUUAACAAAUAAAAGAAUAAUUAAAAUCUAAAUAUUUACAGAAUGAAUAAUUAAAUGCUAAUGUAGAAAAUUAAUUUUGGAAAUAAAAAUAUGAAGAAGAAAUUGAAAAAUAAAAAAAAAGAUUUCAAGCUGAAAGUCCAGAAUCUUAGCUAUUAGAUCAAAUUAAAAAGAAUUAAGAAUUAUUAUCAUAUAUUAACUUAAUGCAAAAUGAUCUUCAUUAAUAAGAAUUAUAAAAUGAGUUAGAAUUAUAAAAAAAAUAGGAUGAUAUUAUUAAAUUAAUGGAAACCUAAAGUUAAUAAUAACAAUAAAAACUACAUCUACAAAACUAAAUUGAUGAUCUUUUAUAAAAUGAUUUAGAAAAUAAAAAAUCUAAAUAAAAUAUGAUAAUUAAAUUACAAUAAAAUGAUGAAGAGAUAGAAAGAUUAAAAAAUAGAAUUAACUUGUUAUAAUUAAUGUCUAAAUAAUAAGAUAAUUUGAGAAUUUAACUUUGCGAACCUCUUUUAAUUGAAAAAAAUUUCAAUCAAGUAGAUUAACAGGAUCUUUUAUAAGAAAAAAAUUUAGAACUUUAAGAAAAAAUUAUAGAUCUUUAAGAUUAAUUGAAUAAAAUAAAUUCUUAACCAAAAAAAACUAAAUAAAAUCUUAUUUAAACAGAGAUAAGUGAUCCUGAAAAAGCAAUAAAAAUUAGUCAAUUAGAACAAGAGAAUUAAAAAUUGAAGUUUUAAUUAAAAGAAAUUGAAUUAUAGAGAAAAGAUGAUCUUAAAGAAUUUUAAUAAAUGAUUGGAAAUGGAGUCUCAUAAUAAAAUAUAAUAAAUAUUAUGACUCAAAAAUAAUAACUUUAAGAAAAUUUCAGAGUUCAGUAGAAUAAGAUUGAUGCUUUAUAAUAAAAUUAAAUUAGAUUAUAAACUGAAUUAAUAAUUAAGGAUAAAAAUUAAACAGAUUUAGAAUUAUAAUUGUAAAAUCAAUAAAAUCCUACUUAGAUUUAAGAUUAAACUCUUUUACUUAAUCAAAUUAAUAAUUUACAAAUAAAAUUAGAUGAAGCUAAACAAUAAUAUUAGGAAUUACUAGAAACUUUGUCAUAAAAUUUAACACCAAAUGGACUGAAAGAGAAAAUUUUAUAAUAAUAAGCUAUUAUUCAUGAACAAAACAAUUAAAUUAGUAUUUUGUCUGAAAAAAUAGAAUAAUAAAUUCCGUAUUUAUAAGGAUAGUUAGCAGUUGCAAACGAGAAAGUCUAGAAUGCAGACUAGAAUAUUAUUUAAUAGGAUAAAAGAUUUAAUGAUUUGUUAAAUAAUAAGUAAAAUUAAAAUAAUCCUUAAUAAUAAAUAUCUGAUGAGGAUUUUAAAGAAGUUAUUGAAAAAAACUAAGAACUUGAAAAAGAAAAUCGAGAGUUACAAUAAAAGUUUAAAGAAUAACAAAUUGAAUUAGAAUAAUAAAAUCUUUUAAAAGAUGAGAUAUAAGAAAAUAUUAGAGAAUAAAAAUUAGUUAAGUAAUUAAACUAAAUUCAAUAAGAUUAAAUAAAAGAAUAGUAAUCUAAAAUUAAUAAAAUGAUAGAAAAAGAAUUAAAAUUCACCCAAGAAAUUGAGGAAUUAAGAUUUAAACUACAUAAUUACCAAGAACCAAAUAUUUAAGAAAUUUAAAUAUCUUAAAAAGAUGACAUUAUUUAAAAUUAAAAUAGUGACUCUAAUCUUUAAAUUUUAUAAUUGUAAGAAGAAUUAAAUUAAAUGAGAAAUUAAAAUUAAUUAAAAGAAAAUGAAUGUAAAAAUCUUUAAAUUUUACAUCUUGAAAAUGAGGAAUUGAGAACAAAACAAACCUAAUUAUAUAAUCAAAUUAUUUAAUUAUAAAAUUAAAUUGAAUAAUUAGAGUGCAUCAAACCAUCAUUAUAAUAUGAUCCUAAUGAUUAAAAAAUAAAAUUUGAGACUGAUCCAGAAAAAUCUUUAGCUUUGAGUUAAUUAUAAUAAGAAAAUUAAUUACUAAAAAACUAAAUGUAAGAAUUAGAAGAUUAACGUACUGAAGAUAUAAAAAAGUUUUAGGAAAUGAUAGAGGAUAGUGAAAAUAAAUAAAAUAUCAUAGAACUUUUACAAUCCAAAUAAAUACUUCAACAAUAAUUAAGAAAUUUACAAAAUUAAUUAGACAAAACAUUGUAAGAAUAAAUAUUGCUUUAAGGACUACUAUUUAAGAAAAAUAAAUAAAUUGUUGAACUUUAAUCAAAUUAAAAUGAUGAUGAAAUCAAAAAAUAAUUUGAAAAUUAAAAGUCAAUUAUAGAAGAAUUCAAAGAUAAACUUCAAUAAUCUAAGAAUUAGUACUAAGAACUUUUAGAGAUUUCAUCAUAAAAUUUAACACCUAAUGGAUAAAGAGAAAAAUUGUUAUAAAAUGCAAAUUAAAUACACGAAUAAUAAUAGUAGAUUUAAUAAUUGCAUCAUUAAUUAGAAAAUGAAGUUCCAUAAUUAUUAGGAGAAUUAGCUCAAUUCAAAUAAAAACAUAAUGAUUCUUAAACUGAAAUAAAAUUAUUAAUGGAAAGUUAUUAAAACUUAUUAAAUUAAAGAUCUUAGAAUUUACAAUAAUUAGAUUAAUUUAAUGAUUAAAGUUAUUCGACAAUUAAAAAUAUUAAUUUGUAAGAUACGAAUUUAUCUGGAGAAAAACAAGAAAAUAAAAAAAAUGAUCAAACAAAUAUCUCAGAUUAUUAAGAUGAUUUAAUAAGAAAGAAUAAUUUAUUAGAAUAAGAAAUUUUAUUGAUGUAGCAAUAAAAAAUUAAAUUUAUCUCUGAAUUAGAAGAUUUACAUUAAAAAAAUACUCUUAAAGAUUCAGAAAUUUUGAUUUUAAAAAACAAAGUUGCUGAAGAAAACACAGAAUUUUGGAAAGAAGAAUACACAAAGUUAGCAUCUUAAAUAAAGAAUAACAGCUAAAAUUAAAUUUUAGAGUCAGAGUAAAAUUAAAUUCAAAUCCUUUAAUAAUAAAACUAAAAACUAAAAAGUUAAAUUUUAGAAAUUGAAACAUAAAGAUAAGAGGAUUUAAAAAAAUUUUAGAAUGUUUUAGAAAAUGGAGAUUAAGGUAAUUAACUUUUGUAAUUAUUCUCAGAAAGGUAACAGCUUUAAUCAUCCUAAAGAUAAAUGUAAAAUAUAAUUGAUGAAUUAUAAUAAAAAAUAAAAUAGAAAGAUAAAUAAUUAAAUGAUUCUUAAGAUAGCUUAACAAUCUAAAAUUUAUGUUAUUAAAUUUAAGAGUUGUAAAAUUAAAAUUAAUUAUUUUAAAAAUAAUUACAAUUAUCUAAGGAAUAAUAUAGUUAGCUUUAAGAAUAAUCUGUGGUCAAUUUAAGUCCUAAUGAUUUAAAAGAAAAACUUUUACAAAAUAGCUAAACAAUUCACCAAUAAUAAGAAGAAAUUUUAAUAUUAAAAAAUCAAAUUUAGACUGAUCAAAUUAAAUCUACAGAUUAAUUAUAAUAAACAAAUCAAAAAUUAUAAAAUGCUCUUUAAGAAAUUUAAAAUUGGAAGGAAUCAAAUUUCAAUCUAUAAGAAAUCUAAUAGGAAAUACCUCAAAUUUAAAUUGAUGAAGAUUUAAUAAAAGAUAUGAAUUUGGAGUAAGCUUAACAGCAAUUAUAAUUAGUAGUAUAAAAUUAUAAAUAAGCUAACGAAUCAUAAUAGUAGGCUAAAAAUAUCAUAAAUGAAUAAAAAAAUUUGAUUAAUAAACAUGAAAAUUAAAUAAAAAAAUUACAAUAAUAAAAUUUAGAAAUCUAAUAAGAAAAUUAUUUAUUAAGAUAAUUAAAUUAAUCAUAAAUUAAUCAAAUAGAAAAAUUAAAUGACUCUAAUUAGACUUAAUGUUAAGAAAUUAUUGAUUAACAAAAUCAACAAACUGGAGAAAUAAAAAAAUAAAUAACAGAAUAAAAUUAAUAAGUAUUGAACAUACAUGAUUUAAAAAUUUUAAAUGAAUUAUUACAAAAAUAAUUAGAAAAUUAACUUGAUUAGAUAAAAAUAAAUAAGAUCGAACAUUAAGAAUAAUUGCUCUAAGCUUAAAACUAAAUAAAUGAUUUAUUAAAAAACUAAGUCAAGACAGUUUAAUCUUCAGAAUAAAUAUAAUUUUAAACAGAUCCAGAAAAACUUUUAUAAUUGAGUUAAUUAAAAUAAUAAAAUGAGUCUUUAAGAUUAUAAAUAGAAGAAUUAGAAUAAAAUCGUAAAAAGGAUCUAUAAAAGUUUUAAGAUAUGAUUGAAAAUGGAGUAAAUGAAAACUCAAUUGUUAUAUUACUUUCAGAAAAAUAAAAAUUAUAAUCAGAUUUAAGAGUAAUAUAAAAUAAACUUGAUUUAGUUUAAUAAGAAUAAUUAAUUUUAUAAAGUUAAUUGACUUAGAAAACAAAAUAACUAAUUGAUAUUCAUGAUGAUAUUAAGUAGGAUGAAACAAAAAGAAUGUAAUUAUAAUUAUAAAAUUAAAAUGAUAUUCUAAAAAAAUAAUUGGAUAAAACUAAAGAAUAAUAUCAAGAAUUAUUACAAAUCUAAUCAGAAAAUUUAACACCAAAUGGAUUAUAAGAGAAAAUUCUUUAGCAAACAAAAAUUAUUCAUAAUUUAGAAGAAAAGGUUUAAAAUCUUUAGCUAGAAUUAGAAAUAUAAUUACCUUAACUUUCUGGAGAAAUAACUUAAUUAAAAUUAAAAUUGAAAGAUGCUGUAACAGAUGCUUAAUUUUGGAAUAGUAAAUAUAAUGAGGUAAUACAAGUUUAGUAAGAAAAUUCAGAUGAUAAAAUUUAAUUAUUAUUAUUAUAAUUAGCUUAAUAAGAAGAAAAAAUUGAAAAAGAAAAACUAAAAUUUGAUUAAUUAUUAAAUGAAUAGUAUAACUAAUUGUCUCCAUCUUCAGCUUAAGCAAAACUUCUAAAAGCAUUAUAAUAAAUUGCUGAUUUAGAGGAGAAAUUAGAAAAAUCUGAAGAUUUGAAAAAUUAAUACUAAAAAUAGCUUAUAAAUUCAAAUUAAUUUAAUCAAAUUGAAGAAGAAUUACAAAGUUCUAAAAAAUAAGUUUAAAUGUUAGAAAAAGUUAAUGAAGUUUAAGUAUCUUAAAUUUAAUUUUAUAAAAAUUAACUUUCUGAAUAGAAUCAAAUAUCUCCAAAUUAAUAAAUUAUUGAGCAACUUUCAAUUGAGAAACAAAAAUCAGAAUUUUGGAAAAAAUAAUAUACAGAUAUAAUUAGUUAAUAACAGAUUUAAGAAAAUUUACAAUUUAAAAUAAAUUAAAAAGAAGAUGAAUUAAUUUCAUAGUUUAAAUAACCCUAAGAUUAAAAUUUUUAAGAUCUUUUAAAUGAAAUGGAUAACUUAAAAUAAUAAAAUAUCUAUCUUUAAUAAUUAGUUAUUAAUACUCAAAGUAAAAUAAAAAGUUAAUAAACAAAAGAAAGCAUAUAGGAGAAUCCCUUAAAUGAUAUAGAUAAAUAAGAUUUAGAAUAAAAAAAUUAAAUUUUAGCAAAUUAAGUUGAGGAAUUGAAAAAAUAGAAUGAAAAGUAAUAUUGUAAUAUUAUAAAUUAGUAUUCUUGUAUAAAUGAAUAAAGCCCUUAGUGGAGAUGAUAAAACAUAAUAAAUUUCUGAAUUGAUUGAGAAAAAUAAUCUUUUAAGUUUAACUAAUGGUAAGCUUCUUAUUGAUUUAGAAGCCAAUCAAAAGGAACUAUUAAAAUAUUAUUAAUAACCAUAAAAAUAGGAUGAUAUGAUAAAUAGUUUUGAAAGGUCUGAAAAAUAUUAAAAUGAAAAAUAGAGAAGUUUUGAUUUAUAAAAUUAAGUUGAACUAUUAGUAUAAUAAUUAGAUUUUUGGAAAUAAAAAUAUUAAUAAGUUUUGAAUGAUUUUAGUCAAUAACAUUCACCUAAUAGUUUAUAAAAUUAGGUUGCUGAAUAAGUAUCUCAAAUUCAUCAAUAAGAAGAAGCACUUUUUAUACUAUAAUAGACUACUGAUCAAGUUAAAAUUCAAAAUGAAGCUAAAAUAAAUUAACUUUAAUUAGAAAUAGAGAUUAUGAAAAACGAAAAUGAGAAUAUAUAGAAAAAGUUAACUGAAGAAUAAAAUAUUUUCGAAUAGCUAAGUCAAUAGAAACGCUUAUAGUAAGAAAAUAAUGAAAAAUAGAUUAAAUUUUGGAAAGUUAAAUAUGAAGAAACUUUGAAAAAUACAAUUGAAAAUCAUGAGGGAAUUUAAGCAAUAUUGUCUUAAGAUGAGGAAGCAUUUGCAAAAUUAAAUAUUGAUUAAAAUUUAAAUUAGUUUAAUUUAAAUUCCGAACUUAUAGAUAGGUUAAGAGUAGAAAAUUAAAAAUUUUAAAGUGAAAUUGUAUUUUAUAAAAAAAGAGUACUAGAAUUAGAAUAACAAUAACAGAAGAUAGAACCAAGCUAACAAGAUACAAUAUAGUCAAGACAAUAUUAAAUUACUUAGUUAGAAAGAGAUUUAUAAAAAGCAAUAUAAAACUAAGAAUAUUGGUAAGUAAAAUAUAAUGAUGCUGUUAAAUAAAAUAUUGAAAAAGAAAUUGGUUUGAAAGGAGAUACUUAAAAUUCAGUAAGUUUUUGGAAAUAAAAAUAUGAUUAAUCAGAAAAAAGUAGAUAAGAGCUAAUAUAAAAACUAAUUGAAAAAGAUGAGCAAUUAGAAUAUAAUAUGUAAUCUUUUUAAUCAAUGCUUAAAGAUGAAUUAAAAGAGGAAUUAACAAAAAUUAGAUUGUAAGAAAGAUAAAUAAUACAGAAAUAAUAGUUAGAUGAGAAACCUAAAAAUGAAAUAAAUUUAAUUGAAAAAUUAAAGUAAUAACAUGAGAUUGAAAAAUAAUAAUUAAUAUAAGAAUUCUUAAGAAGAAUAGAUUAAUUAUUAAUUAGUAAUGUACAGAAAUAUCCUGAUUCUGAAAAUUGGAAAGAAUUGAUUCUUAAAUAUGAAAAAUAACGUUAAAAUGAACUCUAUGAAUUAAAAUAGUAAUUACAGAUUUUAUAAAGAUCAUAAAUAUAAACUUAAGAUAUUGAAUUUUAUGCUGAAAGAAGAGCUUAUGAGAAUACAAUUAAUGAACUCAAAAACAGAAUUUAAAAUAGUGAUUAAUAAGAGCUUUUUGAUACUAUAGAAUAUUAAAGAAAAGUAAUUUAAGGUCUUGAAGAUUAGAUAUCUCUAUUAUAGAAUGAAAAAUUGCAAUUAAAUAGGCAUAUUUAAGAAUAAAGCUAAGAAAUCGAUAUGUUGAGAGAUAACAUUUAAAAAUAUUAAAUUCAAUCUGAUAAUAGAAAAAAAUAACGACUAGAAGUAAUGGAAGCCAUUUCUGAAAUGAAGAGAGAUAGAACUAUAGAAAGAGAUUCUCAGAAAUCUCCUUAUAAAUCAGUAAGACCAAGCUAAAAUAGAUAAUCUUGGAAUAUAUAUCCUCGCGAAUAUUUGAGACCAUCUAACAUAACUUAAUAGUAUUCCUAAAUUAAAGAACAUCAGUCUCCUAUAUAAAGAAUCCCUUAUCAAUCAACAUAAUUCCUAUCUCCUUAAUAAGAGAAUUUAGAAAUACCAGCUAAAUUAUAAGAGCUAGAUGAAAUUAAGUAUAAAUACUAAAAGGCAUAUAAUACUAUUCUAAAAUUAGAAACUUAAGUUGUAGAAAAGUUAUAAUAAGAUGAUAUUAUUAUUCAAUGA
Messenger RNA from Paramecium sonneborni, 8823 nucleotides. The record is from the annotation of a GenBank genome assembly. NCBI's taxonomy places the organism in Eukaryota, Ciliophora, Oligohymenophorea, Peniculida, Parameciidae.